This is a messenger RNA of Lottia gigantea (owl limpet), 7944 nucleotides long. RefSeq lists its product as hypothetical. The record is from RefSeq and is a predicted model, not a curated record. Lineage: Eukaryota; Metazoa; Mollusca; Gastropoda; Lottiidae. The transcript is spliced from 4 exons. The coding region runs from base 1 to 7944 and encodes 2647 amino acids.
AUGCAAGAAGAAAUAUCAAAUGGACAGAAUAUACUACGUGGAAAUAUUCGAAGACAGCCAAAUAAUCAACAGAGAUCAAGAUUUGUUAAUGGACGGAAUCGGAACAAUAACGUGAUAAAUCGCAAUGAUCUCAAGAGCCAGAAUAACCCUGGAGGUCAACGACCAACAUUGAUUAACCAGCUUAGAACCUCACCACAGAUCAGUGGAACUUCAAGACAAAACAAUAGAGGAAUAAUACAAAACAGUGGCAGGAUAGCACAGAACAGUGGUCGAAUAUCACAGACCAGUGGUCGAAUAUCACAAAACAGUGGUCAGAUAACACAAAACAACGGUCGGAUAGCACAGAGCAGUGGUCGGAUAGCACAGAACAAUGCACAAAACAAUGGUCGGAUAACGCAACACCGUGGUGAAUUGCGACAAAAUAUUAGACAGUUUAGGCAGGAUGGCGGUGGGGUGGGUCGGACCGGUGCUCGGACAUCACAGAUCAACACACGUCUAAACGCUGGUCGGGUAAGACAAAAUAAUCUUCUACAAGGCAGUGACGUUCACCAGCAAAGAAAUGGUCGAGUAUCAGAUAACUACAGCCAACUCCAGAGGCUUGCGCCGUCAUUGCAACAAACACAAUAUAACAAUCGGAUAUCGCAACGCGGAAAUCGAAUACAACAGAGUCUGGUUAAUCCAAAUGUUCAACGUCAAAAUAAUAGUAGAUUGUUGCUUUUAAAUAAUGAACAGAAGACUUUAGAAGUUAACGAACAAUUUAAGAGAAAUCAAAUUGCACGAGGAAGUGAGGGACAGAACUUGAGGUCGUUCCCUUCAGUGAAUAUGCUACAAAAUCCUUCUCCGAAACAAGGAGGGAUCAAUAGCUCACAUGAUUCCAGGCCCAAUAAUAUUAAUUCAAGACAACGUACUAUGAUGCAUGCUCUAAGAGUUCUACCUGCAAUCAACCAAAUUACUUCAAACAGAAACGCCAGAAACAAUUUACAACAAAUCAGUAAUAAUAGGGGUUUAAAAGGUGAUAGUGAGGGGUUGGUCGAAAAUGCAUCCCCCAGACAAAAAAUUGGAUUAAUAAACCAACUUGGAGGACGGAGGAAAAAUCAAAAGAGGGACGAAAAGAAAAGGCUACGGUCACAACGACCACAGAUGGUUAACCGUAUUCUUGGAAGAAACAUAAAUCAACAAUUGAACAGCGAACAACACGUUUCUAACAGAAAUGAAAAUGUGUUACCCUAUGUCAACCAAAUAAAUAGAAACCAGUUUCAGAAUGCCCGACAAUCACAUCAUGUAAACCAAAUAAAUACAGACCAAUAUCAGAAUAAACAGCAGAUUAAUCAACAUACAUCACGAGGCAUUAAUAAUCUCACCCCAGAUUCACCCCAGAAUGGAUUACGCAAGCAGGGUUCAGAUCAAUUGCCUCUUCGACAGAGUUUUCCCCUGAACACAUUGCAGGAACCUCAAAUAAGUCAACCAAACGACUUGAUCGAACUGACACCAAAUGACAGGUUCUUCCCUGGCUCACCAUCGUCGCUAAACAGAACAGUUAAACAGUCCACAGGAAAUGGCCAAUCGCUUCUGGUUAAUGAUGUAGGAAACAUUCUACUUUCACACCCUCUUGGCGACAGUGGGACUGAGGUGAAGACAUCGAAAGAAAAACAACUGAAAAACGAAGAAAUUAAGUCGCAAAGAGAGAUAAAUCCCCGGAGACUGCGCAACCAUCCGCGACUUAAAAUUCUUCCUGCAGGUCAAGCUACAAACGUACGGCAAAGAAGAUUGCGGUAUCGGCUUAGAACGAGACUUAAUUCAAGAUAUCCUUCGAUAAGGUCAUCUCCGAGAAUCCAACAAAGAGGGUCAACCAGCUAUAGAUUUGGUAUGACCGAAGUCAUAACUACUUCAAAGCCAAGUGAAUGGCAAGGAAUAACACUGAAUCCAGAUUUUCACAACCAUAUGAGUAAUUUAGGACACAGUGUUGUUAGUAAUGUUGACUAUAUUACAGAUACUCUAACUGCUGCUGCUGACCAAAACAAGAUCUUUCAAAAUAACAAUGACACAGAUGACAGACUGGGAAAAAGCAAACCUCAACCAUUUCAAAGACGUCCUAUUCCACAUCCUAAUCUGACUGAGAGGCAAAUUACAAUGCAAGAAAGUUUUAAAGAACCGACUUCACCCAUAGAUAUGAUGUCCCUGCAAGAAACUGACAUGCUAAGCCAAGAAGUAAACGAUACAUUAGCUACAAUUAUGACAACUAGCAAAGUUUCCGACCGAAUAACAGAUAGUUUGAAAAACAGGACAACCAAGAGCAAUAUUGAAAUAACUACCACAUGGCCUAUAUUUUCAGAUGAGGUUAUUCUUAGAAAAACAGAGGGGCACGGUACUCAUCCUACAUCUCCAUCAAUUAACAUGAGGGUUGAGGAAUCAUCUAAUGAUAUUGCCACUCCCUAUACCGCCGAGGGUUUGGGUAUUUCAUCUAUUAAAUCACAAAAAUCUAAGAGUAAAAAGCCGAAUGUUCCUAAAUACAUUAAGAAAGCUAGUGGAAAACAUUCCAUACCAUCUGAAAGGUUAAAUAAACAAGAACCUAACUUGAAAAAUAUCAAUAAACCUGCUUCAAGUGAUAUUCCGUGGAUAUGGCCAGAUUUCCCAGCCUAUGAUUCAGAUCACAACCCCUUUGAUGAAAUACAGAAAAUGAUGCCUUCCACAACAAUUCCAACGACAAAGGCUUGGACAACAACACCGAUGACGACAACAGAGAAACCAUUCUACAAAAUCUUAGAUUUUAAUCCUUUUAAAGAUACCAAAGUUAGGGAGAAUUCAAAAGGUAAAUCGAAUAUUCUAACUGAUUUCUUAUGGGAAAACCCCAUGGAAAGAUUGAAUUCUCUCACCAACAAUUUUGAUAUGUACAAACAGUUGGCAGCCGUCAAUAAUGAUUUCGGCCUCACACCAAAUGCAUUUUCUACUGACAAAACUCGCAUCCCACCUCCACCAGCAUUUAAACCACCAGUAGUCCACAAGAAAAAGACAGAAAUGCCGAAACUGCAAGAAUCCAAAUAUUCAACAUUUGGAAACAUCUACCUAACCGGUGGAAGCACAGGCGUGAAGAUUAAAACUAUUGAUGUGAGUUCUCUUAUGAAGAAAACAACCAAAUCAACCGUAUCCAUAGAUACCAAAGUAGCCAAACCUAAGGUACCAGCACCAUCUCGGAACAUCAAGAAAGACAAUAUUUCGCAAUUUCCAAAGAUAGUUGAUAUUCUAGAGAGAACCAAAGCUACUACUACAAAUGGACCGACAACUCGUUAUCCAACCACAAUUAUUACCACAUCUUCUCCAAAACCAGCUAUUGUUGUUACGACAUCCAAACCACUAACUACCCAACCUACAACUAGAAUAACUACAAGAUCAAUGACAACAAUGAAGCCUACAACUGCAAAACCAACCUCUAAACUGAUCACAACUACAAGACAAUUAACAACACCAACUAUUUCAACACUAUUACCAACGACUCAAAUAGUUAAUAUGACACAACACGAAGAAAAUGUAAAAGCAGAAUUGGCUAAAAUGAACGAAAUAAUCAGGGAAUCUCUUAUGACUGGUUUUAUUAGAACUGGAUUGCAAGGAAUUACAUCUUCUAGAGGAAAGAAUAUCCGAACAGAUGAGAUCGGUAUUCUGACUAUGAGGACACCAGAAGUAACAUUCAACCCUACUACAAGACAACCUUCUACACUGGCAACAGAAAAGACUAAUUCUCAACCAUUUAUUGGUAUCACUGAACAACCAAGAUACAACCAUGAUUUGAAAUUAUCUGCAAAUUAUAUCCCAAGUUUAGUUCACAGCACCAUAGAUAUGAUGACAGAAAACGCAAAACCUUCCAAUACCACACUAUCGCACAAUCACAAAGGUCACAAAAAUUCAAACAAACACAACCAAAUUAUUAUGAAACAACCGCAAAUAGUUACUGAAACAAGCUCUCCUGCGAUAUCAAAAUACCAAAAUGCAACAACAGUUGUAAAGGCCACGAAGACUUCUAAAGAUGCCGUACUUCCCACGACCACCACCAAACAAUCUUUCAACAAAUCUGAAAUCAUUCAGGAAGUACAGGAGGAAUUGUUGAAAAAUAGUACGUAUGUAGAUGCACUUGUAGAAAACUAUAUUUUCAGACACCUCAUAUCACCUCAAGAAGACCCACUUUCUGCUCUACUUGGGCCACAUGGUCAACUACCAUCGGUAAAUCUUCAAUCAUUCGGCAUAUCGAGUAAGAAUAUUCAAGCUAAUGCGGUGGGGUCAAAGACUGUAGAUAUACCACAAACAACAGAAACUUAUAUAACAUCGAGUUCAUUGCAAAACACCAACUCUUAUAGAUAUGACAACCGUACAGAUCAAAAUAGAACACAGAACAAAGUCUUUGUGAAUAGGUUUACUACACUAAGUCAUAAGAUGUAUACCACGGAACCAACUCACGCGCCUACUUCACAAUCAGUAGCAAGUACACUGUCUUCAAAACUGACCACAAUAUCUGACAUAGAUAGGGACAUUUACAGGUUACUUUCUCAAGACAUAAACUCCUUUAUGAAAAUGCUCCAAACAACACCAACAUCAACUGUCAAACCUACCACAACAACUGUUAAACCAACCACAACAACUGUCAAGCCUACCACAACAACUUUCAAACCUAACACAUCUGUCAAGCCUACCACGACAAUUGUCAAACCUAACACAACUACUAUCGAGCAUACCACAACAACUGUCAAACCUACCACAACAACUGUCAAACCUACCACAACAGCUGUUAAACCUACCACAACAUCUGUUAAAUCAACUACAAUAACUGUUAAACCAACUAUAAUAACUGUUAAACCUACCACAACAACUGUUAAACCUACCACAACAACUGCCAAAUCUACACCAACAACUGUCAAACCAAUUACAACAACUGCCAAACCUACCACAACAACUGUCAAACCUACAACUGCCAAGCCAACCACAACAACUGUAAAACCUACCACAACAACUUUAAUGCCAACAACUGUCAAACCUACCAUAACAACAAUCAAACCUACAACAGUUAAACUAACUACGACAGCCAAACUUACCACAAGUACACUCAAACCAAUUACAUCAUCUAAAACAACGAUAACACUACUCAAUAUAACCCAUAGCCAAAGGUCAACAAAGAAAACUACGAGCACGGCAAAGCCAGAAAUUCGACCCACAACAACCACUUCUGAAAAUGAAAUUGUUAAAGAGGAAAAGCUUUUCAACAAGUUAAAGUCAUUAAUUCAAAACUUAUUUUCAUCAAUUUCUACAGAGCCCGGAGUAACAACUAAACCCGAUUCUGAGAAACAUACCUUUAGGCCAACAACAACAAGAAUGACAACCAUUUCAGAAACCAGUACUCCCUCUGUUGUUUCAACUACGAACCAAUAUCAAAAGGAAAAUACCAUAACCUUUACCGAAAGAACAACCUUAAUACCAACUACUAGCACUACAGAAUCACCAGAGAGCAGUUCAACGAUCCGUACAACCACAAACCCUACAACUGAAAAGACUGUUCAGACAACUACAACAAGACCAACCGUUCAUUCUGAUGAAGCUCUUUACAAGAAACUCUAUGAUGAUCUGUUUUCAAAAAUGUUUGCAAAUUCACACAAUCCACCAAUGCAUCAUCCAUUCAUUCCAGGUUCUCCUUGGCAUAUUCAAGGCCGGAAUAAUGUUCCAUCACAAUUCUUGUCACCUCAGUUUCAUUUUAAUGGACAACAAGUUCCAUAUCCAACUGACUUCAACUCUUGGACAGCCAUGCAUCAUCCUGGCUUACUAGCUAGAGGAAUUUCACCAAAUAAUUUCUGGGAUAGAUCAAUGAAUCAAAAUCCAUUUCAUACAUCGAACAGAGCUUUAGGUCGUAGUUCAUUUGAUACAUCUUCCACUUUUGAACAGAAAAUAAACCCCAUGUCAAAUAACAUCCCACCCAAUAUUGCAAAUUUAGAAAACCAAAAUAUACUCAACAACAAAUCUAAAAGUAAAACUAAUCCAUCUCCGGACGUCAAGACUCUCGUUUCUGUACAGCAAAGCAAUUUGGCCAACACACAAAAUGAUAAAUAUAUUUUUACUACAUCCAAAACCAGACCAGUAAUAAAAUCUUCAGUUCUUCAGAAAUCUCAUGCUUCAUCAUAUUUAAAAAGUGUUACCUCCCCAGUCACUCCACUGACGGCACAACAAACAGUUACCACGGUUCCAAUACAUAAUAAAAGACUUAAGAUCCAAAAGCUGGAAUUUAAAACUACUACUGCUUCUUCGACGAAUAAAAAAGGUCACACCAAACCAGACAAUUCCAACUCAAUCACUAAUGACCAUAUAGUUAAACAAGACGACCAAGAUCCGAUGUCGAAACACAAAUAUGAUAAGAUCGUUGCUCCUCGUGAACACACAGUUCAACUAACCAACAAACCAAAGCAGAAAUUUCAAUAUACGACAAGUGGACAUACAACCGUCCGUCAAGACAUGUCGCCAGUGAAACUGACUAGCACUACGGAUGCAGUUUUCUUGUCGGAUGGAGAAAUCAUAUAUACAACUGAACCCUCUAUUGACGUCACAACCACAGACAAUCCAUAUGAAACCAAUACCAUUGAAAGUUCGUUUGAGGCAGAAACAACAGAGCAACCACGUGUUGUAAGCUCUACGCAAUCUAUUGCUGUUAGUCCGGAAAUUAAAACAACAACAGAAGACCCUUCCCAGUCUUUUCAACUCAGGGAAAGUACUAUAGAUGGUUCCUUAAGUGAUCACACAACGUCAUACGCUUUAAAAAUCAAUCAAAAGGAUACAUCUAUCACAGCUAAUCCUACUGUAGAACCAUCGAAGAUGGGUGUGCGAGGUCACCACCAAAAUGCUAAACACGAUUCUCUUACAAAGCAUCAUCAACAUCAUCUUCCAGAUCUGUCUCAGGAUACUAUCUCUUCUACUCAAAAUCGUGACAAUGCGUUGAGUAAUGAAGUGUCUGAUCUUGCUCUGAUUAACCAGAUGAUCAGAAGUUUGAUUGGAACUAAUGAGACUUUUGAUGGAUUGUUACAAUCAGAACCAAAUGUAACUCGUAGUAAUACAGGUGAGGUUCUCUCUUCGCAUUCUGAACCAGAAAAUCGGCUUGUUAACCAAACAGUUCAAAGACAAAACGCAGAUGGUUCAAUUAAUCAAUUAAGAAUGGUAACAACAACUCCCGAAACAGGAAAAAACCGAUUUGGCAAACCUCCGUCUAAUCCAUUCAUCUUUAAUCAUCUUCCUAAUCGCCAAGAUACACGAAAUAGUCUACAAUUCAUGACAACUACUACAGCACCGACACCGAGACCCAACCCAUUUUUACGGCAUGUGCCAAGCAUUAAUCCGAAAUUUGCCUUUGUACCACAUAAUAGUAUACACAAGGCUCCUCCACAACCAGGCCAGAGAAAAAACCCAUUUUUAAAUAGAGCACCCACAAUUAAUCCACUAUUUUCAUUCAACAAAAGACCUGAAGAAAACUCAAUAAUUCCUUCAAAACAAAACAUUGUCACAAAAGAUGCAAUUAUGAAAAAAUUUAUGGAAAAGAAAGUAAUACAUUCACAUGACUCUCAACUAGUUCCUGAUGAAACUGGUUCUAUGGGAAAUCAUGUUCCCAAUAACUCUACAUCAAUUCUUCAAAAGGUGCUGAUGAAAACUUUAGUUGAACUAGACAAAAGUCGAGUGGAUCCUAUGAAAAGCGUUCGCAGAGGACACAGUUUCGCGGAUAGCCCCCCUAUCCAGGUUUCAACCAGGAUUACUACAACUACGACCAACCCACCAGUAGAAGAGGGUGGAGCUACGACAGAAGAACCUGGAGACUUAACAACUAUGAACCUUCAAGAUAUCGAGAUUGGUGAUAUACAACCAACUUUUCCGCCAAAUUCUACCGUGCCACCAGGCGGUGAAUGGGAGGAAUACUAUUACUAUUACUGA